Molecule: messenger RNA, 774 nt
Organism: Drechmeria coniospora
Lineage: Eukaryota; Fungi; Ascomycota; Sordariomycetes; Hypocreales; Ophiocordycipitaceae
Exons: 1
Coding region: 1-774 (257 amino acids)
Source: RefSeq, a predicted model, not a curated record
AUGCCCGCCAUCCCGGUUUACAGCGCCAGCCCUAUCUCGGCCUCCAAGGCAUCAGGCCUUACGCCCCAGACAAAGUCCCCGGAACCAGGACCAAACCAGGAGGCGGCGGGGAUAUACGCGCCGCCCGCUACCGUUAGCCAGCAAGGACACCCGCCAGCGCAGCCGCAGCCCGGUGCGGUUCCGUUGCUCGCCGUGCAGACACCAGCGCCUCAGCCGUUUCCCAACUUCCAGGCGAGCCCGGCGCCGACGCCGACGCCGACGCCGACGUCGACGGUUCAGCUCGCCAACCCCCCCUUUCCGCAGCCAGGCGCCGUUCCCGUCCCACCCGGGAGAGCAACGAACAUUCCUCCACCGCCCAAGGCGGGAGAGACAUGGCAGCCCGCGGAGACGGCGCAGGCCACGACGAUGCCGAUGCCGCACCAGAUGUCCUAUCAGCUGCCCGCCGCCACCCGGCAAGCUCCCGGCCGUUACACAGCGCCGGCCACGUCGCAGGCGGGAGGAGGCUACCCGGUGUUUCCGCAGGGAGGCAACUCCUCCGACGGCUUCUCUCACCCUUCUGGAUAUCAGCAAGACGUUCAUGCGUCGGAGCUCAACCACAACGUUCGAUCAGGUCACAAUCAGGCAGCGUACCAAUACUCCAGCAUGGCCUCUGCCGAUCAGGAGGAAUCGCAGUCCGGAGCAUGGUGGAAUUCGGCCAAGAAAUGGGCCGCGUCGGCAGGAGAGAGCCUCGCGGCGGCGGAGAACGAAGUUUGGAAGAGAAUCAACAAGGAGUAA